AUGGUUCAACCAUAUCCCGAUAUGACAGUACAUCAUCGCCUCUCUUCACUCCUGGUGGCUGUAGUACUGUGUUGUGUCAGUGUCGGAACAUCUGAGCCAGAGAUUCGAACCCCCGCUGGGACAUUCCGUGGUAAAGUUCUGACCUCACACAGCGGCCAUGAGUACCAGUCCUACCGGGGAAUACCCUAUGCCUUACCACCAACAGGCCAUCGGAGAUUUGCCUUGCCAGUUCGUCAUCCGGUCAUUGAGGAAAUUCGUAACACUACAGAGUUUGGGUCAGUGUGUUUUCAAAACCAGGACGGGAAGAUUAUCGGACAAGAGGACUGCCUGUUUAUUAAUGUGUACACGCCCAUCAGUCACAAGGAGAGGGACAAGGGCGAUUUGAAGAAAGUUCUAGUCUUUCUACACGGAGGAGCACACGUUAUGGGAUCAUCCAACCGAUAUCUACCCGGCGAUCUGGUGACCAGGGGAGACAUCAUUGUUGUGACUCUAAACUACAGACUUAACUGGUUUGGAUUCUUACGUGGGAACUCCAGUCUGCUGCCAGGAAACAUGGGUCACUGGGAUCAGCUGCUAGCUUUGCACUGGGUCAGGGACAAUAUUAGAGCUUUUGGAGGUGACCCUAAUGACGUAACACUGUCCGGAGAGUCAGCGGGCGCCAUGAGUAGCUCAGUGCUAAGUGUCUCUCCUUUAGGAAAGGGUCUGUUCGCUAAAGGUAUUAUGUUUAGCGGCUGUGCACCCUUCGUUCCGGACCCACCCCAUACAACAAACGACUUCCUACAACUAGCAGCUGACAAGUUCGGGUGUGGGCCUGGUUCUGUCAGUGACCGUGAAGAUGCCGUCCUGACCUGUCUGAAACAACUACCAGGUGAAGCUUUUGUGAUGCUAUUCUUCCAAGGCCCUUUCGCGAAGCUACUGGCUGACAUGGAUUAUCUAUCAGCGGUUGGAUUCUUCGACAGAGAUAACAUCGUUAGUAUCACGGCUGAUGAUGGAUACAUUUUAGUGAAUUCCCGAUUUGGUCAGAUAAAACCGCCAUUGCUGGAAAAUGGCGCCAAGUUCUUUUCUGCUUUGUUGUCAUUACCACUGAAUAUCAUGGUAAGAAUUGUGGACGAGUACGUGAAGUUAUAUGGAGAUGAAGAAAGGGCGUUGGUCGCAGUAGGCAGUGAUUCACUUUUCCUGAAGACUGAUUUGGAUUUCGUUGAAGCUUUUGCAACUGGGCAGAAUGUAGGUCGCGUCAAACCAGGGACGAAUGCCUAUCUGAUUUCAUUUGACCACUUUCCAAAGUUUGUGCCCAAACAGUACAUGCUUCACUCCCUUGAGCUGGCCUAUCUGUUUGACCUAGAAAUGAAAGAGUUUGUGGAACAUUUUUACAACAUUGUCAUUAACGACAGCUUUUAUGCGGAAGACAUCCAGCUGAAAAGAAGUUUUAUUGAUCUGGUGAUCGAUUUUAUUAAAACAGGAAAUGCUGUCCAGACAUUGACAGAGAGAAGCAAUGUCGUGUGGCAUCCGUUUGAUUCGGAGAAGAAGAAUUAUCUGAGCUUUUCACUACAACCCUCAGCGAAGGAAGAUAUUAUGAGAGGCAGACGUUUCAUCUGGGAGACCAUGGUGCCUUCGUUGGCUGCAAGAACAACAUUCACAAACUAG
This is a messenger RNA of Candidula unifasciata, 1644 nucleotides long. The record is from the annotation of a GenBank genome assembly. Lineage: Eukaryota; Metazoa; Mollusca; Gastropoda; Stylommatophora; Geomitridae.